This is a messenger RNA of Postia placenta MAD-698-R-SB12, 198 nucleotides long. RefSeq lists its product as hypothetical. The record is from RefSeq and is a predicted model, not a curated record. NCBI's taxonomy places the organism in Eukaryota, Fungi, Basidiomycota, Agaricomycetes, Polyporales, Adustoporiaceae. The annotation marks the transcript as partial. The transcript has 2 exons.
CCGCCGACGAUGAGAUCGUGGAAGAUCUCGUUCAUCAUGGCCUGGAAGGUCGCGGGGGAAUUAGUGAGGCCAAAGAACAUCACCAGGGUGGGUUCGUACAGUCCCCGGUUAGUUACGAAGGCCGCCUUCCACUCAUCACCGGCUUUGAUCCGGACGUUGUUGUAUCCCCAUCGGACAUCGAACUUCGUAAAGAGCGUA